AUGACACCUCUCCCUGUGACAAUUCCUUUUUCACAAAAAAUGAAAAGAGAAAAGCUUGAUAGUCAAUUUGCAAAAAUUUUAGAGAUUUUAAAACAGAUUCACAUUAAUAUUCCUUUUACUGAUACUUUGUUGCAAAUGCCUUCUUACGCCAAAUUCCUGAAAGAAAUUUUAUCAAGAAAAAGGAAAUUAGAAGAUGUUUAUGUGGUAAUGCUAACUGAAAAAUGUAGUGCUAUACUUCAAAAUAAGCUACCUCAAAAACUGGGUGACCCAGGCAGUUUUACAAUUCCAUGCACUUUAGGAGGAAUGUAUUUUGAAAAAGCACUCUGCGAUUCUGGAGCUUCAAUAAACUUGAUGCCAUUUUCUCUUGGUGACUUGAAAGAUCUUGGUGUCUCUCUUCAAUUUGCAGAUCAGAGUACUAAGAAACCUAAGGGAAUAAUUGAAAAUGUACUUGUGAAAGUAGAUAAAUUUGUUUUUCCUGUAGAUUUCAUAGUGCUUGAAAUGAAGGAGUGCCAUGAUGAACUAAUUAUUUUGGGUAGACCAUUUCUUGCUACAGGUAGAGAAAUUAUAGAUGUCCAUCAAGGACAACUAAUUCUAAGAGUUGAUGAAAAAAGGGUCAUUUUUGACAUGCAAAAGAUACUAAGAUUUUUCAGAGAUGAAUCAUCAUCUUCAUGCUUUUCAAUUGACACGAUUAGUUAUCUUACAGAUGAAGUUAGAGACGAUCAAUUAACUCCAGACUCAAUGGAAAUAUGCUUUGCCAAAUCAGGCACCAUACAAGAUGAUGAUCCCACCAUCAGAAGAGAGGCUGAAAUAUUAGAAAAGGAUUAUGAGGAUUAG
Messenger RNA from Nicotiana tabacum (common tobacco), 834 nucleotides. RefSeq lists its product as uncharacterized. The record is from RefSeq and is a predicted model, not a curated record. Lineage: Eukaryota; Viridiplantae; Streptophyta; Magnoliopsida; Solanales; Solanaceae.